ACCAAUGAAAACGUACAUCUUGCAAGUCCUUAAAUAUCCGCAUCGUCUAUCGGUUCCCUCACUUGUAUUUCACGUUGCCUGUCAGUGUAGCACGAGUCCCCAUAUUUCUGCAGAAUGUCUCAGUUUAACGGAACAUGGGAAGAUAAGGGACAGGAUGAGACCUUUGGACCCUUUAUGGAAGCUAUAGGAUUGGGUGCAUUUACGGAAAAAUACAAGGGUGCAACAUCCACCGCAACAUACGCCGUGGACGGCAAAAAGGUGACUCUGACGUACGUCUCGUCCCUCUACCCUGACAAACCCAUGACAUAUAACAUCACGGCUGGGGAAGAAUUCGAUGGAAAAGGCCCGGAUGGUUCCGAUGUGAAGACAGUAUUCACGAUGGUUAGCGACUGUGAAAUAAAAGAAAACGAAAGAACAAAUUUUGAAGAUGGCAAAAACCGAGAAUUCGUAAUCACCAGAAAAGUCAGUGGGGACGUUAUGGAUGUGACAAUUGAAGCCGUUACCUCCAAAGCUAAAAUGACAAGCAAAAUGUACAGAAAGAAGUAAUCAUGUCGUCAGCCAUAGAUUCUUUUAUAGACAAUUACUGAAGGUUAAAUUUAUUCUUAGUAUUGCUGGACUUAGUCUCUACCACUAAUCAUGAUUUAUAAUUGAUGACCAUUUAGCGAAGACCUAAAGAUGUUUAGAUGAAUAGGAAAAAAUAUUACAACACUUUAGAAAACCGAAACCUUGGACACUUUUAUAUUUCCACAUUGUCAAAUCAUGCUUUCAUCGACAAUUUCAUCAACUUCCUGAUGGCUGUGUAUUGGUGAAAUAAACUGUGUGCAAAAUA
Molecule: messenger RNA, 829 nt
Organism: Ostrea edulis (European flat oyster)
Lineage: Eukaryota; Metazoa; Mollusca; Bivalvia; Ostreida; Ostreidae
Product: fatty acid-binding protein Fh15-like
Exons: 4
Coding region: 115-546 (143 amino acids)
Source: RefSeq, a predicted model, not a curated record